UUUCUUUCGAUUUCGAAAAAGCUUUCGACCGUGUACCACACGAAAUUCUACUGAGAAAACUAUCUUUGGCCGGUAUUUCUGGUCCUCUACUUGACUGGCUCAAGUCAUAUCUGUCAUUAAACAUUUGUUAAACAAACAAACAGUUGAACAUGAACUCGUCGUACCAUUACCAGUACGUCUGGCGUUAAUUUCUUUUCCUUUUUCACCUUCUUUUCCUUAUUUGACCGUGUUCAUUAUUCAAAAUUGACCUAAUAGAAAAAGACAGGGGAAACAUACUCAUCCUUGUUCCGUCCGCUGUGUAAGCUGUUACUCAAAACAAUUUAUAUAUAUAUAUCGUAUACAUGUGUAUUGCUCAUUCUGAACGACUAUACUACUAUGGCUGAAAAAAUAAAGGUAAAAAUAUCUUUUUACAUAAUCUAAGUCUAUUUUUUCAGCCACACAGAUAUUGUCGUCAAUAAUAAGCAACGAGCAUGUAUACGAUAUGGGACAUAUACAUCGUAUAGGGUCAGGGCUAGAGCCGGUUGAUUCCCAAAUUUUUAAAUCCGGAUCCGAAUUCUAUCGUACUCUUGAUACUCAAAGUUUUUUAAUCCGCAUCUGCUAGUUGCUCCGAAACGUACCUAACACAUUUCUCAAGCAAUAUGGACGCUGAUCUUAUAUAGAGGCCACGAUCUUCAAGUAACAAAAGUUUUUCUGUCGAAAUCACGUCUGAGGAAAGCCAUCCUAGCGUCGACAGCUCGUACUAAGACAAAACUAAUUUUACUUUGUUUUAGGAUGAACAAGAUAUUAGUCAACGAUGGGAAGAAUAUGGCAAAAAGAUAUUGGCAUUAUUAAAAGCGGGUAUAACUAUUGACCCUCAAAUGGGAAAACUGAUCGCCGAAGAGUACGGAGUUCCUCUCGAGGAAUAA
Didymodactylos carnosus is the source of this 905-nucleotide messenger RNA. NCBI's taxonomy places the organism in Eukaryota, Metazoa, Rotifera, Eurotatoria, Philodinida, Philodinidae. The record is from the annotation of a GenBank genome assembly.